Molecule: messenger RNA, 957 nt
Organism: Metschnikowia bicuspidata var. bicuspidata NRRL YB-4993
Lineage: Eukaryota; Fungi; Ascomycota; Pichiomycetes; Serinales; Metschnikowiaceae
Product: ribosome biogenesis protein TSR3
Exons: 1
Biological process (GO): maturation of SSU-rRNA
Molecular function (GO): rRNA small subunit aminocarboxypropyltransferase activity
Source: RefSeq, a predicted model, not a curated record
AUGGGCAAGGGAAAAAACAAGCCGAGCGAGGAGCGCGCGCAAAAGGGCCGCACGUCCAACGGGCAUAAGCUGAAGCAGCACCACGUGCGCCGCGGACGGCAGGAGGAGGGUGUCGUGGUGCGGACCGACACGGACAAGUUCCCCGUCAAGCUCGCCAUGUGGGACUUUGACCACUGCGACCCGAAGCGGUGCCUGGGCAAAAAGCUCGAGCGGCUCGGGUACAUUCGCAACUUGCGCGUGGGGAUGAAGUUCCAGGGCAUUGUGGUGUCGCCCAACGGCACCGGCGUGGUGUGUCCGGACGACCGCGAGAUCGUAGAACAGCAGGGCGCCGCGGUGGUGGAGUGUUCGUGGGCGCGGCUCGACGAGGUGCCUUUCAACAAGAUUGGCGGCAAGCACGAGCGGCUCUUGCCAUACUUGGUGGCGGCCAACACAGUCAACUACGGGCGGCCCUGGAAGCUCAACUGCGUGGAGGCGCUCGCCGCGUGCUUCGCCAUUGUGGGGCGCGAGGGCUUGGCAGCCGAGCUCCUCCAGAACUUUUCCUGGGGACCCACGUUCUUGGACAUCAACCGCGAGCUCUUGCGCGUGUACCAGCAGUGCACGGACCUGGCGCUGGUGGAGCGCGCGCAGGACGAGUGGAUGGCCAAGUUGGAGGACGAGGUCCGGCAGCGCAAACAGCAGUCUGCCGAGGGCGACGUUUGGAUGAUGGGCAACGUCAACCGCCAGCCCAUGGACGGCAGUGACGAGGGAAGCGCCGACGAGAGUGCCGAUGAGGACGAAGAUGGGGACGACGGACCGGGCCCCGAUGUCCGCUACGACAACCUAGGCAACAUCAUCGCGGACUCGGCGAGCGAAGAGUCAGAAGAUGCUUCGGAGGACGAGCCCGAGGAUGAAUAUACUGCGGAGCUGGACGGCGACGAUGUGGUAUACGAUAAGUUGGGGAACAUUGUGUCGAAGCGC